Anolis sagrei ordinatus is the source of this 8302-nucleotide messenger RNA. It is a transcript of the gene ABLIM1, whose product is annotated as actin binding LIM protein 1. Gene Ontology annotation, cellular component: stress fiber; actin cytoskeleton. Gene Ontology annotation, molecular function: actin filament binding. The record is from RefSeq and is a predicted model, not a curated record. NCBI's taxonomy places the organism in Eukaryota, Metazoa, Chordata, Lepidosauria, Squamata, Anolidae. Gene Ontology annotation, biological process: cytoskeleton organization; lamellipodium assembly; cilium assembly.
AUACCUCUUCCUUAAUCUCCUUUGUGGACAAGGAAGUAAAAUAAGGAUGUGUGAGGACAGCAUGACAGACGGACGGCUACACAAGCAUUACAAUAUAUACACAUGCUUGGGUUCUCUCACUUGCUCACACUCCUAAGUGACUUGCUGAGCUGUUUGCUUCCCAUGUGCCACAGCCAUGCCAUCUUUUCCCAUUCUCAACAGUUUGGGAAAGCUCUGUGGAUCAGGGAAAAGCAAGGAAUUGGUGUCUGAGCGGAUCAAGUACAAAAACUCUGUCAAAAGGAUGUCCAUCAUAGAAGAUGGUGAUAUUGCCGAGGUCUUAUACCUUGUCCCUAAGCAGUCUGUGAUGAAGCAACUGCCAUAUCUUAAUCCAGAUGACUACUAUUUGUGCGAAUGGAUAUGCAAUGGUCCAGAAGAUUUUGUGGCCCACCCUCAGGAGCCUCCUCACUCCACAGAGAAGCCAGUCAUCCACUGCCAUAAAUGUGGUGAGCCAUGCAAAGGUGAAGUGCUUCGCGUCCAAGCCAGGCAUUUUCACAUCAAAUGUUUCACCUGCAAAGUCUGCGGUUGUGACUUGGCUCAAGGAGGCUUUUUCAUUAAGAAUGGGGAAUACCUCUGUACUGUGGAUUAUCAGCGGAUGUAUGGGACCCGAUGCAACGGCUGUGGCGAGUUUGUGGAAGGAGAAGUCGUAACCGCUCUUGGGAAAACAUACCAUCCUAACUGCUUUGCCUGCACUGUGUGCAAACGUCCUUUCCCACCAGGAGACCGGGUUACCUUUAAUGGAAGAGACUGUCUCUGUCAAAUGUGUGCUCAGCCAAUGUCAUCCAGCCCAAAAGAACUCUCCAGUUCCAGCAAUUGUGCAGGCUGUGGAAGAGAUAUCAAGAACGGACAAGCAUUACUUGCCUUGGAUAAGCAGUGGCAUCUGGGAUGCUUCAAAUGCAAAGCCUGUGCAAAGGUCCUGACGGGAGAGUACAUUAGCAAAGAUGGUGCGCCUUACUGUGAAAAGGACUACCAAGUUCUCUUUGGGGUCAAAUGUGAAGCAUGCCAUCAGUUCAUCACAGGGAAAGUCUUAGAGGCAGGUGAUAAACAUUACCAUCCAAGCUGUGCACGAUGCAGCAGGUGCAACCAAAUGUUCACAGAAGGAGAAGAAAUGUACCUGCAAGGUUCCACAGUUUGGCAUCCCGACUGUAAGCAGUCCACAAAGGGAGAGGAAAAGCUACGGCAUUCCUCAUCUGAUUUCUUUUAUCCAAAGAGUUUGGUUCUUCGCAGGCCACGCUCUUCAGAGCCCACAAGAACAUCCUCAGAAAGUAUUUAUUCUAGGCCUGGAUCCAGUAUACCUGGCUCACCAGGGCAUUCAAUCUAUGCAAAAGUAGACAAUGAAAUCCUUGAUUAUAAGGAUUUAGCAGCCAUUCCCAAAGUCAAGGCCAUUUAUGACAUUGAGCGUCCAGACCUAAUUACUUAUGAGCCCUUCUACACUUCCGCCUAUGAGGAGAGACAAGAGAGGCAGAGUCUUGGAGAGUCUCCAAGGACACUAUCACCAACCCCAUCAGCAGAAGGUUAUCAAGAUCUUCGGGAUCGGAUGAUACAGCGAUCCACAAGUCAAGGUUCCAUUGGCUCUCCUGUAUACAGUCGUCACAGCUAUACUCCCACAAUGUCACGUUCACCACAGCAUUUUCACAGACCUGGCAAUGAGCCGUCCAGCGGUCGGAACUCCCCUGCCCCUUACCGGCCCGACAGCCGCCCUCUAACACCAACUUACGCUCAGACCCCUAAACAUUUCCAUGUUCCAGAUCAAGGCACGAAUAUUUAUAGAAAACCACCUAUCUACAAACAGCAUGAUGCAGCUGCUCUGGCAGCCCUGAACAAGCCUUCUGAUGAGAUCAUCAAGUCCUCCAAGUUCCCAGCAGCCCAUGCACCAGCACCCAACGAAAUCCCAAAGAUUGAAACAGAGUACUGGCCAGGUCCUCCCUCACUUGCGGCUGUAGGUUCUGACAUGCGACGCAGAUCUACUGGUAGAGAUGAAGACCUUGAGGAACUCCAGAGGCGUCGGCAGCUACAAGAGGAACAGCUGAUGAAGCUCAACUCAGGUCUGGGGCAGUUGAUAUUAAAAGAAGAGAUGGAAAAAGAAAGGUCAUCACUAUCUGGUAGCCGUUAUGAAUCUUCAGUUAAUUCAUCUCCCCGUGCUGCUGCCUCUAAAACCUCUUCCCUUCCUGGCUAUGGAAGAAAUGGACUUCAUAGGCCAGUGUCUACAGACUUUGGUCAAUACAACAGUUAUGGAGAUGUGAGCAGUGCUGCUCGUGAUUUCCAGUCCCUCCCAGAUGGUCAUGUCCCUGGAAUGCGAAUGGACCGAGGAGUGUCUAUGCCUAACAUGUUGGAACCAAAGAUAUUCCCAUAUGAAAUGCUGAUGGUCACCAACAGAGGGCGAAUUAAAAUUUUAAGAGAAGUGGACAGAACCAGGCUGGAGCGUCACCUAGCACCUGAAGUUUUUCAAGAAAUAUUCGGCAUGACGAUACAGGAGUUUGACAAGUUGCCUCUCUGGAGACGCCAUGACAUGAAGAAGAAAGCCAAACUCUUCUGAAUCUGUCUGACCCUUUGAAGGAGAAAAUAUCAAAUAUAGGAUAAUGUAUUAUACUUCAGUCCAGAUAAUUUUUGCAGAGCAAAAGCUUAAGGAGGGGGGAAAAGGGAAAGGGAAAAUCUGAGAAAGGCGCCUAUUAAUGCCUUGCAAACAGGGCAAAUGGCCUGUUGAGCUGGUCAGAGAGCUACGGCACAAACAUGUCCCUAUUCAAAACCUCAGCAGUGGAUUUUGUUUUUCAUUACAAAGUUUUAACACGACAUGUAUACAUAAUGUGAAGCUGCUCUGCCUUCCCCAUGUUCCCUCCACUUGUAUGGUCAAGGGACACUGUAUUGAUAGAGCCAGGAAGUGCCCACGGGACUCCAACCCACAGUUAUGUAGUUAUGUCUUCUCUGAAGAAUGAAUGAAUAUAUUCUGUAGUCAAGGAAAGACUUUUGUGUAAUAUAUCUACCCUUUGGGCACAACCAUUACAAUUAUUUGGCAUUGUUUCUAGGCAGCCUAUUCUUUUUGCUGUACCCAUCAACAAAGCAGGCUUCUGAGCUGGUGCUGCUUUGCUCUGCUAUAUACCAGGCAACGUUCAGAAAGCAAACUCCUAGUUUCCACUUGCACAUAUCUGCCAGUGAAUUGCUGUGCUUAGUCUCCCCUCUUCCACUUUGACCCCUGCUUUGUUUAAUAUAGCUCUUGCUUCAAACCAAUUCAUUGAAACUUAACAAGAUCAGCAAGCAAAGUGGGGGAAAGAGAGAAUUACAUUUCCAAUAACGAAAUGACAAUAGUGUUUCAACAGUAUUUUGCUGCAAAUUUUGAUUUAAUUCAGAGGCUGCCUUUGCUGUGGGAGAGUCACCAAGGCAUGAUAUUUGCUAUAGUAAUGAUCUUGGCCAAACACUACACUAGUAAUAUUUGCAAAGAAAAAAUAUGUCAUUGCUUGUUAUAUUGUCAUGCAAAAAGGGCUGUAUUUUGCAAACAGAGAUAGUAUGAGAUGGGCCCAGAUUUUGCCAAAGCAAAUCCCUUCUCACUUGGCAAAAAGCACUUGAAUCAGAGCAGAGUGUGUUGAAACAGACAGAUACUAUUGGCAUCAUUUGCUGGCUCACUCUACUGGUGAACUCUGAAACUUGGAUGACAAGGAAAUGACGUUUUAACUGUUUUUUAGAGAUGAUACAAAGCUCCCCCAGACAGGCUCUGCUGCUAAAAAAAAAGUGUCAGCUCCAACCACUGUUGUGUGUAUGCACUGGUGACACUGCACAAUAUAUCAAGUUAAGAAAAAUUGUUUUGUUUUUAUUGAUGGAAAAAUGCACUCGCUCUUUGCACAAAGAGGCUUACAUUUGACUUUCUUCUACUAUUACAAAGCUGCAACCUAGGUUGUUUUCUUCAUUUACCCUCAGUGCCUGGAAGAAGGAGCACCCAGGGCAGUUACUGAAACUCAUUGUGCUACACAUAGUUUUUCCCCAGAGUGUCUUUUGUGAAGAGGUGGCCUCCCUGUAGCUCAACUGCCUGAAGGACAUGUUCUGCUCAUAUAAAACCUGUUUCAACAGAAUGUGAAGUUGCUUCUUGCCAAUGGUAGCACACAUAGAUGUUGAUCUUUGACUCAGAGUUACGAUUUCCACCAUUUAAAGUUUUACCCUUUAAAAAAUUGAGUAUGCAGAUUUCAUGGUAACACUUCGCCUAGUGCAAUUCUGUGUACCAUGUUGAUUUGAAUACAGUGCAACUUAUUCCAAUAAGGCUUGCUCCUAGUGGGGGUGCAUCUAAAUAGUAUCCUAGUGAGCAGAAGGCUUAUAAGAAGGCUUGACUAGCUGUUCCAGAGAUAACCACAGGAGAAUAAACUAGGCAUUUGUUGGUGGUAAGUGGUCAUGCAAGCACUUGGAAAGCGGAAUCCAUUACAAGUGAUCAAAUUGUACUUCAGUGACCUCUACUAUUCUUGUCUGUAUAUGUUUGUCAUCCUAACAGACAAAGUGGUUCUUUUAUAUAUCUAUAUCUGGUGUGUGGGCAAAGUAAUAAAAUGCAUGGGAAAAUAUUUGUAUAGGAGCCUUCUGCAACUUGGUGUCCACCUGAUGAAUUAUAAUUCCAAUGGAUUCCCGGCUAGUGUAGUCAUUGGUUGUGACACCAUGUCUAUACUAUCUUGGCAAGGGACAAUGCAGUUUUUCACAUUUGCAUACUGCAACCAUGGGAAAGAGAGGAGAGAUAGAAAAUUCUCCCAACCACUUGACAGAAUAAUACUAUUAACCAGCUUUCUCAGUGGUUACAUGGCCAGUUGCUACCUGGCCAGUUGCUACCUGUUAUUCAAGGAGGUGCCUCUUUAACAGAAGAGUUGCCCCUUCAAAUAUUGCCAUGUGCCCCAAAUUACGUUGUCACUUAAGACAAAUUGCAACAGAAUUAAGAGGUUUAGAGAAACUUCCAAACUGGAAUACAUAGCUUUGUUUUAUUUCUAAUGAUACACUAUAUGUCAUCAUACUGGGCUGACCUGUGUUUUCAUAUCAGCUCCCAUUUAUGUUCAAAAGGUCAUUCCGGAUGGAUGGUUUAUCAUGGGCCACACUCUUCUUUGGAGACAUUGGACUGGAAACCAACUAAUCACAAAGGAAUAGAUGACUUCUUUCCUCUUAUGCUUGCUGUUUGCACUACCACCCCAUCCACUGCCUCUAUGUGGUUUGACAUCCUUUCUGCUUUUCCUUUCCUGAGUGUUACUUCUCUUGUGCUAUGCGCUGUAGCAGAUAUUUGAGUUGGGCCCAUAGAAAGUGUGAGAAUAGCAUGACCACCUACUUUGGUCAUCAGCUGAGCAGUAGAGGUGCUAAACCGCAAGUAAAUGGCUUUUUGCAUGGUUGCUGCUUGAAAACAUCCUAUGUGGUGCUGUAACCAUAUAAGGAGCUAUUAUUUGUAGGCUCCAACCACAUGGAAUGCGAAGUCCUAUCACAGCCUUUCAUUCUUUCAUAUCAUUAUUGGGUCGCUCCUCUGUUUUUUCCUCCAAUUUGACUUUACCACAAUUUCCACAUUGGUUAAUUCAGAAUUUAGUCAACUUUUUAACUUAGAAAAGUAGGGUGGUUCUUGUGCUACUCAAAGUACUGGUCUCUGGAUUGGUGUUGAACCAUUGGCUGCUGGUCCCUGACAAGUUUCCAAUGUGUAAAAAAUUAAUGCCAGUCCUUGGUCUAUUGGAAACAAUGAUUUAUAGUCCCCCACACCAAGUAACUUAAGAAACAUAAUAGUAAGGCAUGGAGAAUUUGGAGGUUUCACCAUUAAUAGAAAUGGCUAGUUAAGUGGUCCUUUGUGUCUUUCAUAAACUUUUCUAGGAGAGGAGGAACUCUUACAUAAACCAGAAGGCAUUAUCAAAGACAGAUAAAUCUUAGUAUUAUUAAAGUUUUUAAUAGAUCCCAGAGUGGUAUAGGAAGCAGUGUGGUGUCGUAGUUUGAGUAUUGGACUAGGAAUGUGGGAGAUCAGAGCUUGAAUCAGCCAUGGAAACCCAUUGGAUUAUCACGGGCAAAUUACCUUCUUAUCCCAACUAAACAAACCUUGCCAAAAUAGGCUCCUAUUGAGUCAGAAUUGACUUGAAGGCACACAACAGCAAGUUGCCAGUUCCUAAGGUAUAAUUCUCGCAACUAAUACUGUUCGCCGGUAAAAGCCUUCAAUCUCUGAUGUUGCCACUUAGAUGGUGCUUCUUGACUACUACUAAUGAUCCACUCAUGACCAUUUCAAACAACAUGUGAAAUUGUAAGCAACUUUCCACUCUUUGGAAAGGAAAGCAUUGUUUGUGUGUGUGUGUGUGUGUGUGUACAUACUUCAUUUUUUAAAAUGUAUGAGUUAAAAGGCAUUAUAGGGUGAAAUGAAACAUGUAUUUUAGACAAACACAAACCACCUCUGAUAAUUCCUUGCCUAAAGAAACCCUAUGAAAUUCAUAGGAUCACCAUAAGUUGAUUGGCAACUUGAAGGCACAUGCACAUUUUGGGGUUUUUUUAACGUACACUGAUACAUUUUUUCUGAUGAAAAAAUUAAUAGUACAGGUGUGCAAUCGUAGACAAAUUCCUUCCACUCUCUAUCAGUCAUUUUACAUGUCAAAACGACAGGGUCUUUUUUUUUUUAAAGGAAGUGAAGCACUACUGUGAUGUGUAGCCAUGGAGACUGUAAAAUGAUGUGAUGGUUGGAUUAUGUAGAUGCCCCAUAAAAAGUAUGUGAGAAAACCAGGUCUAUUUCAAAGUGAACAGUUAUGGAAGUACCCCAGAAUGAAGACUAUCACUAUUACCAAUCUUAUAGCAUGCCUUUAAAAUUUAUCUAUGUAUAACUUCUUGACUCUGUUGUGGUGGAAUCAAUACUCAAGUGACCAUCUAUUUGAAAUAUUUUAAUCACCUCCAGUGAGGUAGGUGCUUAAUUCCUAAUGGUGCUUAACAAUGGGGUUGUUUUCUCUAACCACUUUAACAUCUCUACUGCUUGAUCCAAAUGGCAGCCUAGAAUAACAGGAAUUUCUCACUCAACUUUUUUCAUGUUCAAAAUAUGCCAUUUUCUCUACCAAAAAAUUAACUGGUGUUGCUUUGUUAGAAUUGAGGUUAUAUAAAGAGAGAAACCUACAACAGCUGUAUUUCUGAGGAAACAUAGGUGUUGAAAGUACAGAAUCUCUGCCUGGGACAAUGGUGACAACUCUAUAAAGACCUGCCUUCAGAAGAUGGCCAAACAAGUCUAGUUUAAACCCCUGUCAAAAUAUGGAAAAUACUUUGAUUAUUUUCAAGUAGUUUUCACUGUGCUUUUUUUAAAUGGGAAGGAACCAAAAGGCUUAUUAUUUCCUUCCUAAAAUGUUCAUCCAUGUGUGAAAAUGAUAACACUGCAUGAGUUUGUUCAUUAUUUUCCAGUGGCUUCCAUCAAAAUAUUAACAUCAACAGAAAUUUUGGUGAUUAAAAGCCAUGGGGUACAGCAAUGACAAGUUUUUGUUGCUCUUAAUGGCAAUUUUACAUUUAAGUCUCUCUUUGUGAGUAAUCUAUACAUGAAUUUGGACAAUCAGUUUUCAAGACUAAUCAACACUUGGUGUAUAAAAGGGAAACAAUCAAAUUCUGGUGACAGUUCCAUAAAGCUUAUUGGAACAUUUUGUCCAUUUUUCUAAUUAGAAAGACCUUCUAAUAAGAAAGAUCAGAAAAGCCUUUAUCAUAGAGCUGGGAAACUGUGGCCCUCAGAUUAUUUUUUGUGUUGCACUUCUCAUUAACUCUAGCAUAGGUGAGGGAUAAUGGGAACUGCAAAGCAAAAGCAACUAGAGGGCCAGAGUUCUCCACUUUGCUUUCUCAAGUACUGUUUAUGCUACUUUGUAUUGUUAAUGACCCCAUUUAAUGCAAAGUAGUCCAGAUUGAUGACAACCCUUGUAGUGAGGGAGCCUUACUGCUGUUUGGUAGAAAGAUCACUUUGAAUAAGUUAUGUUCUACUUCACUUUUAUUAGGUUUUUAAAUACAAGAUGUUUACAUGUUCCCUACCCAACCCUUUCCCAGAAACAAGAAAAAGUAGCCUUUUUCAGAUUAUUUCCCUUUUGUUCGUUUCCCCUCUCCCUUUUAUUGUGGGACAGCUCUGAUUUGGAGCCUCUGGUUUUUGUCUUUUUAAAGAUCACAAAUGCCUGUCUAUACAGUUAAGUAUGCUUUUCUGCAAAACCAAACACAUUGGCCAUCACUGCUGUUCAUCUUUCCUUCCAUGAUGCAAACGUCACCCAACCACCCUAAUGCCACUAUAAUCUACAUCACUGUUGUAUUCAAACCAAGUAAAUGAAUAAAGUUUUGAACUUUA